This is a messenger RNA of Caenorhabditis remanei, 864 nucleotides long. RefSeq lists its product as uncharacterized. The transcript has 3 exons. The record is from RefSeq and is a predicted model, not a curated record. NCBI's taxonomy places the organism in Eukaryota, Metazoa, Nematoda, Chromadorea, Rhabditida, Rhabditidae. Gene Ontology annotation, cellular component: cytoplasm. Bases 1 to 864 code for a protein of 287 amino acids.
AUGAGUGACGAUCUGAGUGCUUUCUUCGCCAAAAAGAAAGAUAAAAAGAAGAAGACCGCCGUGAAAAUCGAAGAAGUCGGUCAAGUACUCGAACGAAGAGCCAAACGACAGGAAGAGUUUGAGCAUGAGCAUGAAGAAGCUCCGGAGAAGCGAGUUGAAGAAGAGAAAACCACAAAUCAAGCUGAAGAAAGUGAAUGGAUCGAGUAUGGAGAGAGUCAAGGAAGACUCGAAGGAUUGAAAAUCAAGGAUAUGGGUCUCGAGAGUGAACAAGACCAAGUGAAUAACGAGGAGCCAGAAGAUCGUGAAGUUCAUGAAACCAAGACUUGGGGGCAAGUGAGCAGCGAAAAGAAGGCUACUGAAGAGACCGAACAAGCUGUGACCAUUUCCGACAAGGCUAUGGCAGCUGCUUACAAGCCACCAGCAUUAAGAAGACCUGGUGGAGGCGGAGUCUACAGACCACGAGGACCAGCUGCUAAUUUUGAUAUGAGCAGCGACGCCGCGUUCCCAUCUUUGGCAGAUGCUAGUAAAAUUGAAAAAGUGAAAAAGGAGGAGAGCAAGUCGCCCGGAGGAUGGUUGAAGGCCGGCGCUGGUGGAAGCUCUGGACCAUCAUCAAGUGGACCACCACGAUCAUACACAACUAUUUCGGGAAGUGGACGUGAAAGUGCUCUUGCUGCUGCUAAGAGCAUGUUGAGCGCAACAACCGCUGGCCCAACCCGGUCCGAGCCAACACCUUCCUCAGUACCUGCUGCUGCUUCGUCGGCUUCUUCCGCUUCUGCUGCUGCCGCUCCAGCCCCAGCAGCCAGUUUGGGAGCACCAAAGGCUGGAUCUUACGUUCCACCACACUUGAGGAAGCAACAAGCCUAA